AUGGACAGUUCAGUUUGUCUGAUGGAGGGUCACUACCAGCUGGCUCUUCCUUGGCGAUAUGAUGAUCCCUGCUUACCCAACAACAAAUGGUCUGCUCUAAAGAGGUUGAAGCUACUGAAGAGGCGUCUAUUGAAAGAUCCUGCUCUUAUGAAGAAAUAUAAAGACACAUUGGAUGGUUACAUCUCCCAGGGUCAUGCAAGAAGAAUGACCAAUGUGGAUUCAUCAGCAACGAAGUCUGGCUCUACUUGGUAUUUACCUCAUCAUCCAGUAAUCCACUCGAAUAAACCAGAGAAGGUGAGAGUUGUUUUUGACUGCGCUGCCAAAUACCAAGGCACAUCUCUUAAUGAUCAGCUUCUGCAAGGUCCUGAUCUAAAUACCCUUGUGGGAGUACUUCUUCAAUUUCGAAAAGAGCCAGUUGCCAUUGUCGCUGACAUCAAGCAAAUGUUCCAUCAAGUUAAGGUGAAGAAGGCGGACUGCGAUGCACUAAGAUUCUUAUGGUGGCCGGAAGGAGAUUUAUCUAAAGAUCCAGCCGAUCAUCAAAUGUUGGUGCAUCCAUUUGGUGCCACAUCUUCACCAAGCUGUGCAGCAUAUGCUCUGAAGAGAACUGCAGAUGACAACAGAAGUAAUUAUGACACUCGUAUUGUGGAUACUGUUUAUAGAAACUUCUACGUUGAUUGUCUGAAGUCUGUUGCUAGUGUUGAAGAAGCCAAGGAACUGGUGAAACUGUUGCCUGAAAUGUUAGGUAAAGGAGGUUUACAUCUAACAAAAUGGAUAUCCAACUGUUGGGAAAUCCUAGCACUGAUCCCAGAAGCUGAGCGUGCUUCCUCAGUGAUGAAUCUAGAUAUGGAGAACUUGCCGAUUGACAGAGCUCUUGGCAUUCAAUGGGAUGUUGAAAAGGAUGCCUUUAACUUCAGAAUUGGCGACAGACUGAAAAAAGAGACACGCAGGGAGAUGUUAUCCUUCGUGGCUUCAGUCUACGGCCCACUUGGAUUCGCUGCCUCCUUUGUUUUACCAGCAAAACGAAUCUUACAAGAAUUAUGUCGUGUUGGAUAUGGAUGGGAUGAAAAGGUACCAGAAGAUCAACUGUCGAAUUGGAGAGAAUGGAGGAAAAAACUACCUACUUUGAUGACACUAGCUAUACCUAGAUGCUACAAACCAACUGGUUUCAGUCAAAUACAAACAGUGGAACUCCAUAAUUUCUCUGAUGCCUCCUUAGGAGGUUAUGGGGUUGCAUCUUACCUGCGGCUGAUAGAUACAAAUGGUAGAAUUCAUUGCAGUUUGCUGAUGGGAAAGUCCAGGGUCACUCCGCUCAAAGCCACGACAGUGCCGAGGCUUGAACUAACAGCAGCUACAGUUGCAGUUAAGGUCAGCAGACAAAUUCAAGAUGAAAUUCAACUCCCAAUCCAGAGAACCCUAUUUUGGACAGAUUCAACAAUAGUCAUCCAAUAUAUUCGCAACAUGGCAACACGAUUCCAAACCUUUGUCUCUAACCGCCUCCAGAUUAUUCACGAUGCUUCAUCUCCAUCACAAUGGUACCACGUCAGUUCGGAGUUCAAUCCAGCAGACCAUGCAUCACGAGGAAUAAAAUUGGAUGGUUCUAAUGAGGCAGCAAUAACCACAUGGUUCCAUGGUGCAGCAUUUCUAUGGCAACCUGAAUCAGAAUGGCCAGGCCAACCUACUGACCUACCAGAAAUUGAUCGUGACGACAAAGAGCUGAGAAGAAAGGUCCAAGCAACAACUAUUACCCAGUGCAAUACAAUGGGUACAGAUGUUUGGAGUUGUUUGCUCCAUCAAUAA
Saccoglossus kowalevskii is the source of this 1797-nucleotide messenger RNA. RefSeq lists its product as uncharacterized. The record is from RefSeq and is a predicted model, not a curated record. NCBI's taxonomy places the organism in Eukaryota, Metazoa, Hemichordata, Enteropneusta, Harrimaniidae.